Rodentolepis nana is the source of this 459-nucleotide messenger RNA. The record is from the annotation of a GenBank genome assembly. NCBI's taxonomy places the organism in Eukaryota, Metazoa, Platyhelminthes, Cestoda, Cyclophyllidea, Hymenolepididae.
AUGAAUGGUAUCAGAGCACACAGAUUUACUGAACGAAGCGAUCCCUCCGGUUCAUCAUUAAGAUCACGGCUAGUGGAUUUUGACGGCGGAGACCAAAGGGGUGCGAGGGGAGAACUAACCGCUCGAACUCAAUUUGACAAAUCAUACAAAGGAGCCAUCUCCAUUGAUGAGUGCUCACCUGAUGGACGCUAUAUAGUCAUAACCAAUAACGGAACAACUACUGAGAACUUAAACGGUUGGAGAAUUGUAAGGAACAUCGAACACGGCAAGCAAAUUAUUCGCUUCACUUUCGGCGAUACACUUAUGUUGCCAAAGAGUAGCCGAAAGAUUUGGGCGAGAGGCCAGCGUGGUCCGGAGGCUGGGCUGAAGGAUCUAGAAUCACCGUAUUCAACUUGGGGAGUUGGAGGAUACAUCUACACUACUCUCUUUACAAUGGACGGAGAGGUGAGACAUUUCUAA